AUGAAAAUCGAAAUAAUAUUCACAUUUUUCAUAUUAUUCAACUCAUGCAAUUAUGCUUUGCUGAGCCCAAGUACAGACGAAUGUACUUACGUUUCUUCUAAUAUGUUUCAAACUCUCAAGCCUUUACCACAAACCAAAAUGCCAGUAACUCGAUGGACCGUCAAUGGUCAAUAUCCAGCUCCGAUAAUUCAAGCAAACUUUGGAGACAGGCUUCUCAUCAACGUCACCAAUAAAUUUGGAGACCCGGCCACUGUACAUUGGCACGGUCUAUUUCAAAAUGGCACAAAUUUUUACGAUGGACCUGUGGGCGUAACACAAUGUCCGAUCCCUAAUGGAGUUUCGUUUCUUUACAAUUUCACUCUUAAUCAAUACGGCACAUAUUGGUAUCACUCCCACAUUACUGGUCAAAUUAUUGACGGUCUCAAAGGUCCUUUA
Molecule: messenger RNA, 435 nt
Organism: Dentiscutata erythropus
Lineage: Eukaryota; Fungi; Glomeromycota; Glomeromycetes; Diversisporales; Gigasporaceae
Source: the annotation of a GenBank genome assembly